Phasianus colchicus (ring-necked pheasant) is the source of this 7063-nucleotide messenger RNA. It is a transcript of the gene MAP4K3, whose product is annotated as mitogen-activated protein kinase kinase kinase kinase 3. Gene Ontology annotation, biological process: intracellular signal transduction; protein phosphorylation. The record is from RefSeq and is a predicted model, not a curated record. Gene Ontology annotation, cellular component: cytoplasm. Lineage: Eukaryota; Metazoa; Chordata; Aves; Galliformes; Phasianidae. Gene Ontology annotation, molecular function: MAP kinase kinase kinase kinase activity; ATP binding.
GCGCCAUGUUGCCGGAGCGGGGCAGGGGGCGGCGGUGAGCGCUGCGGCCCGGCGCCCUCCCCUCAGCUGCCCUCCCCCGUCCGGGGCCGCGGCCGAGCGGGGCUUCCCCCGGCACCAUGAGCGGUGCCGGCGGGCGGGUGUGCGACCUGUCCCGGCGUAACCCCCAGGAGGACUUCGAGCUCAUCCAGCGCAUCGGCAGCGGCACUUACGGCGACGUCUACAAGGCUAGAAAUGUCAACACGGGUGAGCUAGCAGCGAUCAAAGUAAUAAAGUUAGAACCAGGAGAAGAUUUUGCUGUUGUGCAGCAGGAAAUCAUUAUGAUGAAAGACUGUAAACAUCCAAACAUUGUUGCUUAUUUUGGCAGCUAUCUCAGACGUGACAAGCUGUGGAUCUGCAUGGAGUUUUGUGGAGGUGGCUCUCUACAGGAUAUUUAUCAUGUGACCGGACCACUUUCAGAACAGCAGAUUGCCUACGUUAGCAGAGAAACACUACAGGGGCUCUAUUACCUUCACAGUAAAGGAAAAAUGCAUAGAGACAUAAAGGGAGCAAACAUUCUUUUAACGGAUAAUGGACAUGUAAAAUUAGCUGAUUUUGGAGUAUCUGCGCAGAUAACAGCUACAAUUGCCAAAAGGAAAUCGUUCAUUGGCACCCCGUAUUGGAUGGCACCAGAAGUUGCUGCAGUAGAAAGAAAAGGUGGCUACAACCAACUCUGUGAUCUGUGGGCAGUUGGAAUAACUGCUAUAGAGCUUGCUGAACUUCAACCUCCAAUGUUUGACCUGCAUCCAAUGAGAGCACUUUUUCUAAUGACAAAAAGCAACUUCCAGCCUCCUAAGCUAAAGGACAAAAUGAAAUGGUCCAAUAGUUUUCAUCAUUUUGUGAAAAUGGCACUUACAAAAAAUCCUAAAAAAAGACCUACAGCUGAAAAAUUACUGCAGCAUCCUUUUGUUACCCAGCCAUUAAAUCGAAGUCUUGCUAUUGAACUUUUGGAUAAAAUGAAUAAUCCUGAUCAUUCCACUUACCAUGACUUUGAUGAUGAUGAUCCUGAGCCUCUUGUUGUGCCUCAUAGAAUUCAUUCGACAAGUAGAAAUGUGAGAGAAGAAAAGACACGCUCUGAAAUAAACUUUGGUCAAGUAAAAUUUGAUCCACCCUUGAGGAAAGAAACAGAGCCACAUCAUGAAUUUGAUCUGCAGCUAGAAUAUGGUCAUGGUCCUCAGGGUGGCUACUUCUUGGGUGCAAAUAAGAGUCUCUUAAAAUCAGUUGAAGAGGAACUGCAUCAGCGGGGACAUGUGGCGCAUUUAGAAGAUGAUGAUGAUGAUGCAGAUGAUGAUGCUAAACAUGCCACUAUGAAACCUAAAGUGCCACCUCCCUUACCACCAAAGCCUAAAUCCAUCUUUAUCCCUCAAGAAACUCAUUCUUCUGAAAAUGAUAAUCAAGGGACAAUCAAGAGAUGCCCAGCAUCAGACAGUCCAGCAAAGUCUGCAUCUCAUGUUCCACCAAGACCACCGCCGCCGCGGUUACCUCCACAGAAGUCUCAUGUUUUAGGUGAGAGUGAUGCCAAGAAGUGUACAGGUAAUGGAAUCACUUCUGUACAAUUAAACGGCGAAAGAGAGGGAUCACCACAUCAACAGAAUGAAGCUAGAGACACUAGUUUUUCAAGGAAAGAAAAGAAAGAAAUACUGAAACCAAUUAGUAAUGGCCUUCCUCCCACACCUAAAGUACAUAUGGGCGCUUGCUUUUCAAAGGUUUUCAAUGGCUGUCCAUUAAAAAUUCACUGUGCAACAUCAUGGAUAAAUCCAGAUACAAGAGAUCAGUACUUGAUAUUUGGUGCAGAAGAAGGUAUUUACACACUGAACCUCAAUGAACUUCAUGAAACAUCAAUGGAGCAGCUAUUCCCUCGAAGGUGUACGUGGUUAUAUGUCAUGAACAAUUGCUUAUUAUCAAUAUCUGGUAAAGCUUCUCAGCUAUAUUCUCAUAAUCUGCCAGGACUCUUUGAUUAUGCAAGGCAAAUGCAAAAGUUACCUGUUGCUAUUCCAGCACAUAAACUUCCUGACCGAAUACUUCCCAGGAAAUUUGCUGUAUCUACAAAAAUUCCUGAGACGAAAUGGUGUCAAAAAUGUUGUGUCGUGAGAAAUCCCUACACAGGCCACAAGUACCUUUGUGGAGCACUACAGUCUAGUAUUGUUUUGUUAGAAUGGGUUGAACCAAUGCAAAAAUUCAUGUUAAUCAAGCACAUAGAUUUUCCUGUACCUUGUCCACUGAGAUUGUUUGAAAUGUUGGUAGUCCCCGAGCAGGAAUUCCCUUUAGUUUGUGUUGGUGUCAGCAGAGGAAGAGACUUCAACCAGGUGGUGAAGUUUGAGACUGUCAACCCAAAUUCUACCUCUUCAUGGUUUACAGAAACAGACACUACAGAGACAAGUGUUGUGCAUGUAACACAGCUGGAGAGAGAUACCAUUUUGGUGUGUUUGGAUUGCUGCAUAAAAAUAGUGAAUCUGCAAGGCAGGUUAAAAUCCAGCCGCAAACUGUCAUCAGAACUCACAUUUGACUUUCAGAUUGAAUCAAUAGUCUGUCUACAGGACAGUGUGUUAGCAUUCUGGAAACAUGGGAUGCAAGGAAGGAGUUUCAGAUCAAAUGAGAUCACACAAGAAAUUUCUGAUAAUACAAGGAUAUUCAGGCUUCUGGGAUCUGACAGGGUCGUGGUGCUGGAAAGCAGGCCGACAGAUAACCCAACAGCCAACAGCAAUCUAUAUAUCCUCGCUGGGCAUGAGAACAGUUACUGAGAAUGGUGUGCAGCAGCUCACCUCGACAAGAUAGCACUCCUGCGGCGGCAUUCACGGCUGGCUGAAAUUGCACAAAAGCUGCAGUAACCUGACUUCAGUUACUUUAUAAUUUAUUACGGCAUGAGAGGAAGAUGAGAAUUGUUUGUGGUAUGGACACACAAGCAUUCAGAUGCCACAAAAGUGCUUAAUUUACUGUUAUGUAAUCUUUGUACAUAUGCAGUAUUUUUCAGUGAAACUUCUUGGUGAAGACCUACACUGACUUUCUGUAGAUAGUGGUCCUCCUGUUAAGUACAAGUGUCUUACCUGUACAGAUGUAAAAGUCACUGAGGAUGCAAAAAUGAAAUCGGGGUACUAUUUUAAGGAUUUGUCAUGUGUUUAUUAUAAAGUGGGAUGCUAGGAACAAAUAUAGUACAUUUAACGACACUAUUGUAUUUUAUUAUAUGUAAUUUACUAAUACAAAUAAAUUUAACUUUUAGAAAUUGUAGCCAAGGCUGUAAUCAGAUUACAAUCUUGUUUUAAUUUUGAUGCAACACACUGGUGUUCAUGUUUGCACAACAUAUUGAGAUGUGAUGUAUUCAGUCACAAAGGUAAGCUGUGACUUUGUGGAUAUGACUUGGGCUUCAGAGUUCCCUUUUUUUUGUUUACGCGGGUAGUUUUCUUUGUGGAACAAACCAGUUAGACACCUGUAUUUUAUAUUUAAUUAAAACUCUCUUUACGAUUACUUCUCUGUGCUUGAAAACAAGACUUUCUGGAUGGGUGUCAGUCCCAGAAUAGUGGUACCUUGCUGUAACACUGCAGUAGGUGUUUGAAUUACUAGCAUAUACAGUGAAAAAAAAUUAGUAUUACUGUUUGUCUUACUAAAUAGUUUCAUAUCACAGUGAAAAGGCAGCAGCAUUCCACGUUGUGGAAAUGGCUCGAAGAUUAUGUCAUUUUGACUUUUUUUGGCCUUAUAACCAUUUUCACACUUUCUUUGAUUUAGGAUGUUAACACAUGGCCAAAAUAAUUUAGUUACUACCUCAUUCAAACAAUACAAUGGUUACUACGCAUCACAGGAACUUAGUUUUGAUCAGAAGUAUUUUUGAUUGCUAUUUUCCAAUGGAGUAUGUAAAUGCCAAGUUUUAGCAAAAUGCACACAUUUGACUCCUUUUUUGUAUAUGUUCUUUUAUAUUUUAUUGUGAUAAUAUACACUAAAGCCAAACUAAAUUUAAAGUGAUUUAUGGCCUGCAUUAUUGUUGUGAUUGGUAAUGCUUUGAAAUAUGUUCUCUAAUGUAUAUAAUGUAAAAUAAACUUUUUUUAACAUGUUGUUGUACAAGUAGAUUACCACAUGCACUAAUUUCCACAUAAGACUAAAAUCUGCUGAUGGAACAUACUGAGUCUUGAAUUCUGCUAUUAAAUGUUUGUGCCGAACACAGAAGCUGGGCGUUGCUGAAUGUAUAAAAGGUCAGACCACUGGAGCUCCACUGAAUUUAGAGUAGCACUUAAAUGUAGGCAGUAUUACUCUUGUAUGCCCCUAGGCAAUGGAUAUAUGUAUUUUGGACAUGUCCUUCCAAACUCUGGCUUGUUUAAUUUCUUCCUCAGAGUAACUUGACCUCUCCCUCUAUCAAGUGCACCUCUGUUGCUUGCAAAACUUGAUUUUUAUUUUAAUCUUUUCAGCCGAGCUAUUUCUUGUUGGUCUGUUUGUUUGUAUAAUGCCUGUAGCUUGUUGGAUCUGCUGGCCCCAUCUCCUCCCUUGCAGUUGAACCUCAAAUCCGCCCUGUGGGAGAGGUGGUAACGAGCCACGGUGCCGGGAAGCUGAAUUCUCAGAAAAGGCAAGAAGUUCUGAGUGUUUCACUUGUAUAUUGCUGCUGCCCAAGGGGGAUUUCCAUCCUGCCUCUGUGCACUAUUCCUCACUUCAAUGUGCAAAAAGUAACAGACUUCUAACCAAGUACAAUACAGCUGAUGUGCAAGCAUGCUGCUUCCUCUUAGGUUUCUGCAGCAGCUGGGGCCCCGUAGCUUGCUGUUUGGGGUUUCUGGGGCACUGCUGAACAGGGAGCACCAGGAGCUUGGGAAAAUUGUUUUUUGCUCAGGUUGAGCAGUUCUGGUAGAAAGACGUACAGCUGCGAUUGCUUGCUGAAAUCAAGGAAGACGGGGAAAGAGAAAGGAGAGAGCGCAUGUGCUAAGAUGUGAUUGUCUCAAGUUUAUUUUUACAGCCAAGACACCUUGCCUUCCCUGUGCUACUUUCUAGUUUGAAACAUGAGCUAAGGCUGGAUCCCGGCUCAGGUGGAGCUUCUUCAAGAGAACAAAGAAGCAGGGUUGUCCAGGUCCUUCGCAGAAAGGAAAGCUGUGCCAGAACCCCCAGCCUGACACUGACAGCUCAGGUCAUGCCAGCUUGGUGCAGUAUUUUGGACCGCAGCCCUCACACGUUGAUCUCCAGCUAGAAGAGCUUGUGAGCAAAGCACGAGUGUAAUUUUACACCCAGUGUUGCACAUAUUUGAUAGCAGGCUUUAAACGCCGACAGACUGAUGUUUCGCCAUAUGGCAGACUGUGAGAUGCUGAGAUGGCAACGCUGAACUUGCAGGCAGCCUGCUAGGCCAAGCAUCCAGCUCUGAGAGGCAAAAAUUCCCUCCUUUCAUCCCCAUCCCAGCGUGUUCAAAGCAGAAGUCUGACUCCUUCAGACAGCAGAGUCUGGCUGGAGGAAAAUCACCUGAGGCAGAGCUGUGGGGUAAAGGCAGUUCUUUCUGAGACGCUCCAUCCAUUGUCUGCUGCAAUGCUGCUCAGUGUCUGGGGACCAUCUCCUGUCCUCAGAGCGCUUCACAUGCUAAUUAAGCGAGCUUCUCCAUGUGCCUGCCGUUUCUGACAGGUGUCUGUGGUAUCGGCCCUGGAAAAAGAUGAGACUCCACGGUCUGCUCAAGUGCUCUGUCUGGGUACCUCACUCUCCUCCCAUCCAGGAAGCUGAUCCCAAACCAUCCUUCCAGCAAUCUGCAGAGGUUUCACACUUCUCACCCUCCCUGCGAGCAUUAGCUGGCUAACUUCUCCAGACUCCUUGUUUUGCAGAACAGGGCAUAGUGAAGCUGCAUUGGAUUUUCAGCAUCGUUUGCCCUGCCAGGCCCCACAAAGAGGGAACAUCAAUUUAUGUUACAGCUGUGCUUUUCUUGGCCUUUUUUUCUCCCCCCACCCUUCAAGCUGCUCUUGUGCUGCUUGAACAGGGUGUUUGUUUAUCCCUGAUCUCAGCCCACGGGAGGUGCCUCUGUCUUUCUAAGGACAAGCAACAGAGCUUCCCCAGGAGCAGUAACACUGCCCAUGGUCUCCAGCUGCCAGCAGAUACCCAGAGGCAGGCGCCAUCACCUGCCUGCAUCUCCAUCAGCCACACAAGAUGCAAGGCCUGGUGCCAGAGCGAGCAGUCAGCAUGUGGGCACUUGGCUGAGAGAGGGGCUGAGGGCUGCUUCCCCCCAGCCUGGCUCCCUCUGGAGCAAUUAAACUUGAAGGUACAAUAAGUAAAUCUGCAGACAGCAUUACAUUAGGAGGAGCUAUUUCUUCCCUCAAGGGCAGAGAGGCCUUGCAGAAAAAUCACAACAAAUUAGAGGGCCGUGCAAUCACCAGCUGCAUGAAUUCGAUGAGAGCAAAUGCUGGAUUCUGCAGCUGGGGUGGGCAACCCUAAGUCUAUGUACAGAAUGGAGGAGAGGCUGGAGAGCAGCCGUGCUGACGUAGAUAGCGGGGUUCUGGUUGGUGAACAAAACUAUUAGUGUCCAAGGGAGGCUGCAGGGAUGGAGAAGGGUCUGCAAGACACCGUGUGUGAGGAGUGUGGAGGCGCCUGGGUUUGCUCGGCGCAGCGCAGAGGAGCUGCGGGGAGGCCUCGUGGCGGCUGCAGCUCCUCACGGGGAGCGGAGGGCAGCGCUGAGCUCUGCUCUGUGGGGACGGCAUGGAGCCGUGUCAGGGGAGGGGCAGCUGGGGUUAGGGGCAGGGUGUGCACCAGGGGCACGGAGCGGGCUGCCCGGGGCAGUCGUAGCCCUAAUGCCGGAGCUCGGGGUCUGCCGAAGCCCGCUCUAAGACACCAGGUUUGGGUGGUGCUGCGCAGAGCCGGGCCCGGGCCCGAUGAUCCUCGCGUGUGACAGAACGACGGAGUGGCUCGGGUUGGAAAGGAUCUUAAAGACCGGCGUGCCCUUCCGGCUCGGGUCAGUCUAUGAUCCUGUGAUCCUCUAUAACGGUACCCUCCCUCCCCACUGCGCGGUGCUACUCGGGCCCCGCAGCGGCUCGCGGCCGAGCUCCCCUCGCGGAUCGGGGGGCAGCCCCGCGGGGGCGGAGCGGCG